UCUCUCUCGCGUACGCGAGCUUCGUUGUUCGCGGACAACACAAUCCCGUAAAAUAUACACAGUACUGCCUCGUUUCCCCUCUGCGCAAAUCUCGUAAAGUCAGGGGGGAAGAAUCAGCGCACGCAGUUUCUAGUAUACGCACGAUAGGUAUAUGUGAUCGCCGGUAUUGUUUGUGUACACAAAAGGUGUGAAUACCCUCGGCAAUCGAUGAGGGCGUCGAGGAAAACAUCAAAAACGACGCUUAGUCGUCCGCCAAGCGGCUGCAACGAAGGACGCGGCGUGCCUAUAUCUACUCCCUGGUGGACGCAUGUCGGCUACAAAGGAGCCUGAACCAGCGGACGACGAGGCCCUCAUCUCAUCAGCUGCACCCAGUUUAGCCCGAUAAUGGACGGACACCUCGGGAUGUCGCGAAACACGGGUCCCGGCUUGUACGAGUUUCUCAUGGAGGCAGAGCUACAACAGUAUUAUCCUGGAAUCAGAGGCGAUCUGAAAGUCCAGAACACGGCGCAGCUAAAGUACGUGACCGAGGAGGACCUGUGCGGCAUCGGGAUGACCAAGCCCGAGAUGCGAAGGCUCAAAAAGUACUUUCAAAAGCACUUUCCCCAAAACUACCUGUCCAAGUUCAAGAAGAUGCUGCUCCCGAAGAAGGAGGAACAGCUCCCGGGUAGCCUGACGAUGCUCCCGGAGGAGCGCCAGGACAGACCGCCCGUGCGCGUACCCAACAAACACAUGAUACCCGCCGAUGCGAUAAUCGUCAACAAAGAACUCGGAACGGGUGAGUUCGGUGUGGUGCAACAGGGAGUCUGGACAAACGACGGCGAGCGCAUCCAGGUGGCGAUAAAGUGCCUGUCACGCGAGCGCAUGCAAAACAACCCGAUCGAGUUCCUGAAAGAGGCCGCGAUCAUGCACUCGAUAGACCACGAGCACAUUGUGCGCCUCUACGGCGUCGUCCUCGACACGAAUUCCCUGAUGCUUGUUACCGAGUUGGCGCCCCUGCGCUCGCUCCUCGAGUGCCUCAAGGAGCCGAGCCUGCGCGCCAGCUUUCCCGUGCCCUCGCUCUGCGACUUUUCCGUCCAGAUAGCCGACGGCAUGCAGUACCUGGAGGCCAAAAGACUGAUACACCGGGAUCUCGCUGCCCGCAACAUACUCGUUUUUUCCAAGAACAAGGUCAAGAUCUCCGACUUUGGGCUCUCGAGGGCCCUCGGCGUCGGCAAGGACUACUACCAGACCAACUUCAACGUCAAUCUCAAGCUGCCGAUAGCUUGGUGCGCCCCCGAGUGCAUAUCCUAUCUCAAGUUCACCUCGGCCAGCGACGUUUGGGCCUAUGGUGUCACGCUGUGGGAGAUGUUCAGCUAUGGCUUCCAGCCGUGGGCCGCGCUGACGGGGCACCAGAUUCUCGAGGCGAUCGACGAGCCUAACUUCCAGAGACUCGAGCAACCGGACUGUUGUCCCAAGGACUAUUUCAAUCUUAUGCAGCAGUGCUGGCAGCACGAGCCGAACAAGCGUCCCAAGUUCUCGGAGCUCAUCUGUCUGCUGCCUGACCUCAAGCCCGAGCAAGUGCAGCCGGUCCAGGACAACUCGGAGAUCGGACAGCUGAAUUAUCGCCAAGGCGACGUCAUUACGGUGCUCGACAAGGGCACUGCCAAUACGGCGCUCUGGAAGGGCGUCCUCAACAACGGCAAGACUGGACUAUUCAAUCCAGCGCACACGAUAGCCUACCUGGGCAACAAUUUGCCGAGUAACAAGCCCGGAGAGUUCACUCGAGGUGACGGCAAGAAUAUAUUCUCGAGAAAAAUACGCACAGACAUGAUUUCCUCUCCCCAAGGGGACCUAAAGCACACGGGCCACGUUGGCUUGGACGGGGCUUACUUUGGGGACAUAAGUUUUCUCGGAGGCAAGUACACGCACUUGCCGCGCCAGGUUGUGACUCCGUACAAACCGCAGGAGGACGCGACCGACAAUAAUUCUAGUCAGUUGGCGAGUCAGGACGUUGUGAUGAGAAACGUGGACAGGGACGGAAAUCGGGAGAGCAGGAACAUGCAGCACGUGUCGCGUGACUCGCAAAACAAACAUGAUAGCAUAUGGUCGGAAACGUGUUCGGACAUGUCGCAGUUGAACUCCGGAAAUGCGUCCAAUAACAUGACAUCCAGUAUGGUAAGCAGUACCGACAGCAGUACUAUUUGCGGCGAUCACGAGUAUCACGAAAUCAGCGACGAAGAGAAUCAGGACAGCCCUUUGCGAUUCGAUAAGCCUCUUAGCUUCGAUUUCGGCCCUAGUCUCCUGGACGAGAUGGAUCAAAUGUUCCGAUCUCUAGGAUCGUCACCGCCGCCCCCGCCGCCGCAAAGCCAUGCAGUGCCAACAGAGCACGAAUCGAGUAAUGCCAGAAACGAACUUCGGGAAAUUCAGGCGAAACAAAGCUCAAAAAAGAAACAAGCGACCGUGAGUCCAAUAAACGUGAAGCCAAUAUCGGCGGCCGAUCAGAAAACACUGUACUCGGCGAUUGCGAUGGCCCAGGAAUUGACGGCCCGUUCCAUGACGGACCUCGAGCAUUCCCAGGACGCGCUUCACUCGCCCCGUACACCCGCUAGUCCCACGCGACGGCGAAAGUUCUCAUUUAAGUUGCCACACCAACACAGUCCAAAACCCGACAGACGACACUUUGCCGAGGAGGCUGCAAGUAUACCUGACAUUCAGUGGCUUUGCACGAGCUUACAAUCCCUGUCCUCGACCGUAUCCAGUAUAGAAUCCUUGGGCGCGCCCUCAACCCUCAAACUCCCCCUCUGGGACAAGGCCUCUGCCGAGUUCUGUUUCGCCAAAUCUCGCGAACUCCUGACGAAACCUAGUGCCUGGACUUACGUGGACGACGAGUACGACGCCCAUAUUCUAAACAACGCAUCCAUGAGACAGAAUCUCGUAAAAUCGACCGAGUUCCUGGAGAACGGCAAUGGCCACCGAAAGAGCAUCGCCAGCUGUCUGGAGUUCGAGGUGCAGCAUCACCAGCACCAGCAAAACGGAAAAGCCCACGGCAACGGCGUGAAUAUCGAUUUUUCCCAAGAGCCGAAGCGCGUCUCCACCAGCUACGUGGAUCGCUACUUCGAGCAUCCCAAGUAUACGGACGAGGACGCCUCCGUGGACGGCGACGAGAUAUCGUACGAGGACGAGCAGAAGAUCAAGGAGCUCGAGCAGUCGUGCCGCAACGCUUUCUUGGCCAAUUUCCCGGAGUUUGGCAGGAUGCUCAGCGAAAACCAUCGAGCCGCUCAGGCAAGCAGAGAGGCCGAGUCGUCCACGAAAAUUGUCCAGCUCAAGUACGACACACUUGCCCACCUGGAUCUGGGCACGAGGCCCAAAGCCACGAACAGCGAUCCGAUAGCCAAGGUGAGCAUGAACGAGCCGUCGAACGCGCAGGAGCUGCAGCAGAGAGCUUUCCUGGGCAGCAGUCCCAGGCACCCGAACCACGAUCUCCAGAAGAACAUGUACAGUGGCUCGUCGGACAGCAUGAAGACGACAGUGCCGGACAGUCCGCGCUCGAACCUGGAGGCGGUGAGGAUCAACAUUCAGAGCUACAGAAAGUACAACGAACAGAGCAGAAACGGGCAUCACCAGAACAACGGCCACGAGAGCGGCGGUCACUACCCCUACGCCAUAUCCAACAAUCCUCUGUUCAUGCUGGACAUGGAAAAGCGAGAUUCGCCGCUCUACAGCAGCUCGGAGAGCCUCAACGUAAACUGCGUCCAGCGAGCCCGCAGAAUGUCCGACGUCGAGCUGAACUGCAACCGCUCGAUGGAUCAGAAGCAGCAGCCACACAUAAACUUCAAGCCCGCGGGGGACAAGCGCCAGCGCGAGAUCAUAGGUCUGGAGUACGUGAAGAACUACUUGGACUCCAAGAAGAACCAGUCGAGCUUGAACCUGGGCUUUGGCAAACUCACCCAGAACAUGAUCCAGCUGGGCAAGAGCAUCGCGCAAAACACCAGGAACACGGUUAACUCCUCGCCGCGCAACAGCUCGAACAACCACGUGACCCCGCCGCCCCAGAAACCUAACCACCUUGAUCUGAGCUUGCCCCUGCACAACAGUUCCACCAAGCAGCUGUCAGUGAGUCCGACGAUCCAUCAGCGCAUCCUGGAACCACCGAAGCUUUAUCAGAACGACCGGAAGAUCGCGAGCAUUGCUAAAACCGAGAUAUUCGUGGAGAAGCUUCAGUCGACGACAACGACGAGCGUCUUUCGGCCGCGGACCUCGUCCCUCUCGGAGAACCGUCGGCCGCAGCUGAAGCACCUUCGGCGCUCCUUUCACCAAGGAGCUAACGACUCGAGCGAGGACUCGGACUCGAUCUCGCACUCGGAGACGGACAUCCGGAGCAGACUGAGGCUCAAGCGCCGCCACCGGCGUAUGUCUCACAAUCUGCGGUUCAACUUCAAGAACCAGAAGGCCGCCGCCGCAGCUGCCGGCCAUCAGAAACAGCAGCACGCGAAUUUCCUGCACCCGGACGCGGCUCGUGGUUUCUCGAGUCUCGAGCUGAGCGGCAAAUCGCCGCCACCCUCGACGAGCUUCCUGAAUUCUCUGUCGCCGCCCUUCUCAACGCGAAACAACAACGUGGUGGCGACCUCCUGGCCUGAGAGCGCGCCCAGCUCUAGCAUCACCUUUACCAGCAACUCCGAUCUCGACUCUGACACCAGUUCCGAGUAUCCCGAGUUUAGCAGUGACGUGCUCACCUUCCCUCCGUCCCCGGCUCCCUAUUGGUUGUUGUUCUAUCUAUCUGCUCUUGCUUUUCACUUCGAUUAUGAUUUCGAUUAUUUUACGUUGGCACCGUCCGUUCGUAACGUCAUACGCCUCUACCCUUUCCCCCGGCUGUGUUGUGUUCACCAGGCGACACUUUCUGACGAGGCAAAGGAGGUGUACAACAGCUUGGUCGAGACCUCGGCUGCCGACACUCCCGACACCAAUCCCUUGAGGAUGCUGCGCUCGGGUCUGCCGAUCGUCAGGCCUCGCGUGCGCGGCAACAAGCACACAUCAUCCCACAGCGUCAGCAACGACGACGAGCACCACCACCACCAUCACAAGUUGUUCACUUUACAGAGCAGUGCUCGAAGUUUCCAGCUGGACAGCGCACACCGGCAUAGCAGCGGCGCUCGCACUUUGCCCAAGCUCAGAAUACCGGCACCCUCGCAAGCCCCCCCGCCGGUACCUAGUCAAGCGCAGCAGCAGCUGAUGCACCGACACCGCUCGAUGGAAAUCGAGAACAACCAGAACCAGGGCAACGUCAACAACGACGAGAACCCGAUACCCCUGCCGCCGCGCGAUCGCUCCAAGACCCUGCAGCCCAAGUCGAGCCUACCUCGUCACCAGAGAAAACAUCCGCUCAUCAUACCUGGUGGAGUCACCAGGACGCUGGCUAAAAUACAAGCUGUCUCCAGUUCGGCGAUGGAGGAUCAGGUCGAUGGUUUUCACGGGCCGACCGACGGUGAGCAGGAAGUCGUGGUCACCGCAGCUGACAAGACAACGAACCAACUUGUGUCCGGCUCCGAUGUUGAUCAGUCGGAGGCUACGGUCAGCAGCAGCCCGGAGGAGUUUGAAAGGAGAAUCGACUCGGAACUUGCAGCCCUUGACUCCCUGCCAGCGGAAGACACGAGGAAUCACCGCUGCAGCGUCAUAUCCGAGGAUCUACUUGAGUUUUCCGAGAAUCUCAUAGAUUGCAUGGAUACGAACGAUAGCGAGGACGACGACACUGUUGCCGGCAGUCCUGAAAUCUCUAAUGUUCCCGUUGUCGAGCAAGUCACGCGGAAGGUCACAGCUGAGAUUUCGGAGGAUGCCGACGAGCUUAGUCGUAAUUCAACGCCCACCAAUGGCAACUCGAUUCACAGCAGGGUAAAUUCGCAGUCGUCGGCUGAGCAAAAGCUCGAGAAGAGCGGCGACCACGUGUCGUGCGAGGAUCUCUUGGAAUUUGCCUGCGACGGGCCGAAUUCCCGUCGCACUCGUGGACCACGCAACGGCGAGCAAUCGGACGAGGUGAGAAUCAUGCUCAAAGUGUUGGGCGAGCAGUCGACUCCAGAAUCGUGCGUGGCAGCUCUGAACGUCACGAGCUGGGACGUCGUGGCAGCUAUAAAAUUAGAAAGACUGCAAGGCUUGCUGAAGAAGGAAAAUAAUUUCGUGGGCCUCGAGGACUGCAAGGUGAUGUUGAACCAGUGUGGUGGAGAUGUCGUGAAAGCUGCUGCACUGCUAAGGAACACUGACGACGUGAAAGCUGUAUAGACGUACGAGUUUCUUUCCAACCUGAGAAGCAUUUUUUAACUGCAACUCUUACCCCGUAAUCUUUUUGUUAUCAAUGACGUAAAAACAAAAAUAGCACUGCUAUUAAAAAAAAAAUGUGACUCAGCAUGGACCCGAUCUUCCGUAAAAUUAGAAUUAGUUUUUGUACUUUUGCGGUUUGCUUUAAUUUAUUGCAGUUUUAAUAGUACCUCAUAUAUAUUUUGUCUUGCGGACUAUAGAUAUACGAAAUGUACAAAUUGCGCACAAUUUUUAUGAAAUAAGAAAAUGACUAUAGAGACGUAAGAUAAUACUCGGACUAAAGCAAAAUCAGGUGAGGCCUUUAAGUGUGCUUUUUUAGAAGUUACUGAACCCUAAGGAUUUUUAAACGUACACUCAGAGUGAAAAAGACAAAGUAAAGGUCGAGACAAAACGCCAAAUAGUUUAGAAGUUGUUUGUGUUCAAUGUCAUUUUUAUAGCCCAUCGGUAUUCAACGUAGAAUCGUUUUUUUAAGUACUUUAUUGAAUCCCUAAAGCAAUAUAAAUAAUACAUCGUGUUUUUUAACGUAAUUUAAGGUUGUACUGAAAAAGCUUUUAGGACAAUAUCGACUGCGAAACAAUUUUGCCUUAGAUAUAUAUUUUGUGCCAAUUUUUUUAGAGCCUUUUUCCCAACAUUGAUAAUAAUUGCUUCAAAGUAGUACGAAUCGAAUAUUCACCUAAAUUAGGUGAAGCUUAAUUAUUACAAUCAUUUUAGCUGUUAAUGUUCGUUGAAUUAUCUUGAAAAUCCUUCAAAUUCAUUUUAGAUCUCUACAAAGUUACAAAGAAAAAUCUUUCCCCACAAACGAGUCUACAGUCGACUCGUAAAAUAAUCCCUUCAAACUAAAAGAAUUUUUUUGUUUCAAUUCACUGUUGUCACUUUGCUAGCCUUAUAUCUUGUCUUUAUAUAAAAUUCGGAACAUGAAACAGUCAUCGAUGCUGUUAUUUGCUUAUUGAUAUCUGAGUCUUGUCAUGAAAAAGUUUUUCUAUCUUGACGGCAUGAGUAGCCUCUUCCACAGUAAGUACUCCUUUAAUUUUUCAGCACCUGAUUGUAUAAUCAGAUUGAAGCAUAGCAUUGUGAGAAAUAUUUUUUCAAUAAUUGAUCACCCUGAUGAUGAAAAAUACGGAAAACUCGCAAAAUUGACGGACCUACUCAUUACACAAUAGAAAUUUAACGAUAAAACAUGAUUAAACUAACAUUAAAGAACAAUUUGCCUUUGCUGAGUAACUGUUGUUUAUAAAAAUAUUGUCUAACUUCGUUUGUAGCAAUUAAGCAAAAAAAAAACCAAAAUCAAGCAAGCGAUGUCCUCAUGGAUUAUACAAUAAAUGUAGUGUUUGUACUCAUCUACGAUAAAUAAAGACACCGUAUGAACUAUUUUUUAUCAAUCGUAGACAAUCGGCUUUAUAUAAUGAUGGAUCGAUAAUCAGAAGAAACUCGUAGAGAAAACGUUUUCUUCGGACUUCCUAGUAGACAUUAGACCGAUGCACUCAGCAUCAAUUUUAGAGAGCGAGCGAGCGAGCGAGUGAGUAAAAGAGUGUGCGAAAGACCUUUUUGUAUUAACACAUACAUACACGUUUUUGUUCCCUUGCGUCAAUUAGACACGACUCAUCCGAAGGUAUAUAUGUAUGUUAUACAUAUACGGUCGCUUAGACGGUAUACAAUAAUACAAUUAAAUGUUUGCGCUGCAUCUAAGACAGCAUGAUAUUUAUAAGUCGGUGUGUAACAGUAUACGCACUAUAUUAUUGUGCGGUGAAGAGGAGCGAGAAAAAAAGGUUUUAUAUCAAUUGUAUUUACGUAAUAUAU
Molecule: messenger RNA, 8082 nt
Organism: Copidosoma floridanum
Lineage: Eukaryota; Metazoa; Arthropoda; Insecta; Hymenoptera; Encyrtidae
Gene: Ack-like
Product: activated Cdc42 kinase-like
Biological process (GO): protein phosphorylation
Molecular function (GO): protein tyrosine kinase activity; ATP binding; protein binding
Source: RefSeq, a predicted model, not a curated record